CAUGGCAGACGGGCGGCACACAUUCCUGAGACACCCACGCAUCGGCACGCUUGCUCCUUUUCAUACCAGCCCGGCCGUGCCAUCAAUCUAACAAUGUUCAGCAAGACGAACAUGGAUAAUCUGAAGAACACGUUGAAAGACGCGCUCAGAAAGUUUCUCAAACCGAAGUUGCAUAAGCACAAGAAGCGAGCUGACGUUCAGUUGGACAGUAGCAUGGAGGAGCUGAAGAGACUCGUACUGGAGGGGAUGAACAAAGAUCCUUCCCUCUACUCUACCCUGGAGAAGGCAGACAUUCUUGAAAUGGCCGUUAACUAUCUCCAGAAUUCCAUCAGCACGCAGGCAGACGAUACGGCAGCAUCAGUUGCAUACGACUGCGCAUGCGUCUGCGUGUGUGGGGCCGACUGAACACCGACCUAUGCAAGUUCCACACCAGUGUCUUAUCACUGAGGAAGGUUUGGCAAUGUCACGCCAAUGUCACCCAUGCUUGACAGGAAGAUGCGGUGAGAGAGGACACCCCGUAACCCUGCGCAGCGGAGAGCGCGCAGCCGGUUGAGCACGCAGCGGAGAGCUCGAGGUCACGUCACACCUGAUUUCACGAGAAGAUGAUGACUGCUGACCUCACGAUGGCAGUGUCUCCCCAGUCGCCCUCGAUGGCAACACCAACAUCAUCAACAAGCUGGCCUACUUCAUAAUUAAGUGGAUAUAAAUAAAUGCCCUUCACUUGUGAAGGAGACGAUAGCUUUCCCCAGAAGUCACCGCGGUCAACUAAAUGAUGGAGUUAUAUGUAAAUAAUAUCGUUUUACGCCUUGAAUUAUGUUUGAGCAUAUAUCUAUGUAGUGCACAGAGAUUCCUCAUUUGUUUCGAAUCUCAUAGAGCAAAUAAUCGUAGCCUAGAUGUCGAACACAACUAUGUAGAAGAAAUGCAAUAUCAAAGUUUGUACUCUUGUUUUAAUAAAUACUCUUGUUUUAAUGAAA
Molecule: messenger RNA, 974 nt
Organism: Priapulus caudatus
Lineage: Eukaryota; Metazoa; Priapulida; Priapulimorpha; Priapulimorphida; Priapulidae
Product: transcription factor HES-2-like
Exons: 4
Coding region: 94-405 (103 amino acids)
Molecular function (GO): protein dimerization activity
Source: RefSeq, a predicted model, not a curated record